This is a messenger RNA of Exophiala oligosperma, 1176 nucleotides long. RefSeq lists its product as uncharacterized. Gene Ontology annotation, biological process: peptidyl-histidine methylation, to form tele-methylhistidine. Bases 1 to 1176 code for a protein of 391 amino acids. Gene Ontology annotation, molecular function: protein-L-histidine N-tele-methyltransferase activity. The record is from RefSeq and is a predicted model, not a curated record. NCBI's taxonomy places the organism in Eukaryota, Fungi, Ascomycota, Eurotiomycetes, Chaetothyriales, Herpotrichiellaceae. The transcript has 2 exons.
AUGUCAUUCUCAUUUGGAUUUGGUGGCGACGACAUCGAAGACGACGAAGGAAACCAAGAAGGCCAAGUCGCUCUGACGGGGAAAAUCUCAUCAUGUACAAUAACCGACAAAGUUGCUUCUCAAGCACAAACUAUUUUGCCCAAGAGGCACUCACUUGAAGACCUGUUAUCAUCUAUACCUUCUCAAAUAUCAUACAACACCCUCGUGAUACCGAACUCGACGCACCAGUCACCAUCCAGUCGACCUAGCGGCGGCAUCACCGUCCAACGCCGGUCACUAUUCGAUAUCCGAGCCCAACUCAUGGCCGAGGCCAACCCCGAAACGCACGACGCGGCAGACAUCCUCCUAUCGGGUUUGGAGAACGGAGAUUUGUCGUCCGGCAUCUACGAAGGUGGCUUCAAGACCUGGGAGUGCUCCGUCGACCUGGCCUCCCUGGUGACGAGCCUAGAUCUGAGUCAAAACUGGCACAUCGUCGAGUUGGGCGCCGGUAGUGCCGUGCCCAGUCUAUCACUCCUGAACGACUUCCUCACGAGCACCGAAGAUGAUCAUCAUCGCCGUGGAUCUAAACGCGGAACCCUCAAAUUCACGCUCUGCGACUACAACGAAGACGUGCUCAGAUUGUGCACUGCUCCAAAUGUCUUUUUGAAUCAUCAUCGCCACUCCCGCCUCCACCACACUCUUCGGAACCGUUCUCAAACACAAGAAGGCGCGGCGUCAUCAUCAAACAAUGAACCAGUCAACGAGAGUGAAGGUCAAUCCGAAGACGAAGGCGAACUUGACAUUGAAGGGUUAGGGGAAAAUUUCAUCAACACCACCCUCGACGAUAUUCGUUCACGAGAUAUCUCUUUCGAUUUCAUAUCCGGAGCAUGGGGCGACGCCUUUCUCGAUCUUGUUUCUUCCAAUGGCACGUCCGAGAAUCUCCUAAUACUGGCGUCGGAGACCAUCUAUUCACCAUCCACCAUCACUCCCUUCACGGAGACGGUUGUGAAGCUACUACGUCGCCAGUCUUCGGGAAGUGCAAAGGCCUGGGUGGCGGCUAAAAAGGUCUACUUUGGUGUCGGAGGGGGCGUCGACGAGUUUCUGAGCGAAACCACAACUCGCCAGGCAAAGAGCACCACCCUACUAGAAACGAAAGACACCGGCGUUGGGAGGGUGGUGCUGGAAGUCACUUUGUGA